Molecule: messenger RNA, 336 nt
Organism: Aspergillus fijiensis CBS 313.89
Lineage: Eukaryota; Fungi; Ascomycota; Eurotiomycetes; Eurotiales; Aspergillaceae
Exons: 3
Coding region: 1-336 (111 amino acids)
Source: RefSeq, a predicted model, not a curated record
AUGACAGCCAUUUAUUCGACGACAUAUCACCACAACACCAAAGCCGCGUUUCCAUCUAUUUCCUCUCCGAUUGCUAUUAGACCCCUCGCCAUCACCGAAUCCACGUUUCAGGUCCUGCUUGAUGUAUAUAAGAUUGAUCCAGCCUUUCUCGAUCUGGCGCAUCUCUUUGGAGGCAGGCCCACAAGCGCUGAUGCGGGCCGCGGGGUAAUGCGCAUCCGGCCACGACUGGACGGAUGCAUCGAGUAUGCGCCAAAGAAAGCCAAUUUCCCGGGAUGGGUACCCCGCCACGUCGCCGUCUUCCAGCGCCUAGACCUGACCAACUCCGAGAACCUGUAG